ACAAACAUAGGAACCUAUCUAUAACAAAUGAAGAUGAUUCUAAUUAUCUUCUUCAUUUUUUCUCUUCUGUCCCUCUCCAAUGCUUCUGUACUAGAUUUCUGUGUUGCUGAUUACACAGCACCUAAUGGCCCUGCAGGAUAUUCAUGCAAGAAGCCUGCAAAGGUCACUGUGGAUGAUUUUGUUUACACUGGCCUUGGAAAUCCAGGUAACACCUCAAAUAUAAUCAAAGCUUCUGUGUUACCGGCAUUUGAUGCACAGUAUCCUGGUGUGAAUGGCCUUGGAAUUUCUGUGGCACGUUUAGACUUAGCAAAGGGUGGAGUUAUACCACUUCAUACACAUCCUGGAGCAUCAGAGUUACUUGUUGUUGUGCAAGGAACAAUCUGUGCUGGGUUUGUUUCAUCUGAUAACUCUGUUUACCUUAAAACUCUUAAAAAGGGUGACAUUAUGGUGUUCCCACAAGGCUUAUUGCACUUCCAAAUUAAUGGAGGUGGUACUCCUGCUCUGGCAUUUGUGAGCUUCGGUAGUGCAAAUCCUGGUCUUCAAAUUCUGGACUUUGCUUUGUUCAAAAGUAAUUUUCCAACUGAAUUGAUCACAGCAACCACUUUCCUUGACGCUGCUCAGGUUAAGAAGCUUAAGGGUGUUCUUGGAGGCUCAGGUUAAAACUCAUGAAAGAGACAGGACACAAGGGGAAUGAUGUCUCAUUUUGUUAAAUUUAUUAAUUUCUCGCGUGUGUGUGUGGUUUUCGUUUUGGGUUUAGCAUGCAUGCAAACGUGUAAUUUUCUUGUUCUUCUUCUUCUUCUUUAGCUGGCAUUGUUAACUGCAUCAGUUAUCUGGUUUUUGUUGUAUUGUUUCUUGUUGUCAAGUUUCUUUUAACGUGCAGAUAAUGUCUUACUUUAGAAAAUUGUGCUACGAGAUGAAU
Molecule: messenger RNA, 919 nt
Organism: Gastrolobium bilobum
Lineage: Eukaryota; Viridiplantae; Streptophyta; Magnoliopsida; Fabales; Fabaceae
Product: auxin-binding protein ABP19a-like
Exons: 1
Coding region: 28-660 (210 amino acids)
Cellular component (GO): cell wall
Molecular function (GO): manganese ion binding
Source: RefSeq, a predicted model, not a curated record